UCCACCAAAGGUGAAAAAAUGUACCUUCAGUUUCUUUACAUUUCCAACAUUUAUUAUCAGGCAAAUGGUAGAUUUUUGCAAGCUUGACUGGGGUUAUGUACCACCUGUAUAUCAUUUUCAUAAUAUUUUCUCUUAAGGCAUUACAUGCCGUAAAUUUCAUAUCUGUGGUCCAUAACUGUUCCCAGUCAGCAAACAUAAUAUUAUGUCCAACGUCUUGUGCCCAUUUAAUCAUAACAGAUUUCACCGUUUCAUCCUGAGUAUUCCAUUUCAACAGCAAGUUAUACAUCUUUGACAAAGUUUUAGUUUUGGGUUCUAACAAUUCUAUUUCUAAUUUUGAUUUUUCCACCUGGAAGCCGAUUUUCUUAUCCAAAUUGUAUGCCUCCAUUAUCUGAUAGUAAUGAAGCCAGUCUCGCACUUUGUUUUUAGUUUUUCAAAACUCUGCAAUUUCAAUCUGUCUCCAUCUUGUUCCAAAAUUUCCCAAUAUUUCGGCCAUUUGACCUCCAUAUUGAGCUUUUUCAAGGCUUUCGCUUCCAUCGGUGACAGCCACCUUGGAGUUUUGUUUUCCAAUAAAUCCUUGUAUCUUAUCCAAACAUUAAACAGUGCUUUCCUGACAAUAUGGUUUUUAAAUGCUUUAUGUGCUUUGACCUUGUCAUACCACAGAUAUGCAUGCCAUCCAAAUACGUUGUUAAAACCUUCUAAAUCCAAAAUGUCAGUGUUUUCAAGAAGCAGCCAUUCUUUCAACCAGCAGAAAGCUGCUGAUUCAUAGUAAAGUUUAAGGUCUGGCAGGGCAAAUCCACCUCUAUCCUUUGCAUCUGUUAGUAUUUUAAAUUUUAUUCUGGGCUUCUUGCCCUGCCAGACAAAUCUAGAAAUAUCUCUCUGCCACCUCUUGAAACAGUCCAUUUUGUCCACAAUUUGCAAUGUUUGAAACAAAAACAACAUUCUAGGCAAUACAUUCAUUUUUACGGCAGCAAUACGACCCAGCAGUGAAAGCUUCAAAUUUGACCAAAUUUCUAAAUCUUUUUUCACUUCAGCCCAGCAUUUUUCAUAGUUAUCUUUAAAUAAGUUCCCAUUUUUUGCUGUCAAGUUGAUCCUUUCUCGUACAUUUCUAUCUUUGGAAAUUGCUACCCUAUAUUUCCAGGAACUGCUGAUGCUCAUUCUGAGAAAGAGGCAUAAGAGCAACCUUGUUUUGGGGAACACAGGCAGAAGUCUUUCUUUGUGGAAAUAUUGCUUAGUGCCAGCACUGAAAAAGCUUUCUGUGCAGAAUUGGCAAAGAUCAAGGGGUCAAAAAUAGUGUUCCCAUUAUGGUGUAUGGGUUCCACUUUCUUCCCUCCUCACAGCACCAAAUGGGGCAAUACUUCUUCUGUGCAAACAGGAGAAUUUCAUAUUGACUUAAGCACUGACGUCGACCGGAAAUGCCAUUGCUGUGGGCUGAGUCACCAAGUGCUGGGAGCCAAGCAGCUACAGGGCAGCACAUCAUGUGUCAAAUUUAGAGCUUUGUGAAGGGAUUGUGCAGUUUGCCCUGCUCCAACAGUGGGAUCUUCCAGCCUCCAGCACCUCCACCUCACCCCUCCUCCUUUAGUCAGCUGAGAACAAGCAGUCCUGCUGGCUGGGUAAGACAGGAAACCAAAAGGGAAACUGAAACCUUUUCCUUAGCAAUUCUAAUUCCAGUCAAAGCAUCUAGUGAGGGGAAUUCAUGUGAGCGCUACCAUAAAAAGCCACUGGAGUUUCCAGUCAGAGCAGAAGUGUUGUAAACUGCUCCAAGCACACAUCUGUGGGAAAGGCUUCAGCAGCGGCAGCCCCCUUCUGAGUUUCCUCCUGGCUGAAGUGCCCCGCAGAGACUGCUGCCAAGCCAGACCAGCCAGAAAAUUACCUAUGUGAGUACCACCUUUUCUCUCCACAGCCCUGUCUAGCUGUUAGCUUGAGAGAAACAGCCACAAGCCCUGGAUUUCAGACUUUCAGGCUGGGGAAGAAGUGACUUGGGUCAAAUCAAGGCAGGGCUGGCAGGAUACAUCUUGCUGAGUGUGGCGAGGCAGCAAAUGCUUUCUAUUUGUGCCCUGUCUUGCUGGCUGUGCAAGGGAUUGAGGAAGUAGUCGAGUGAUUCUGGCACCUGAGGCAGAAAACCCCACAAAUGUCUUGGCAGUGAAAACGCAGUAAUAAUAAAUAACAAACAAUUUGCGGCCUUUUCCUGAUGCACAAAAACAGCUGCCUGCCCCUCUACCUAAUGAUAGGGCUCAUCCUGGAGUGAGUGAAUAGUUUCAUAGUUCUUGAAGAAAAACAUUCAAAGAUCCUAUGGGCAGCCCUUCCUUUAUCUAGCUAAGGGAUGGGGAAUCUCAGGUUUGGGUGCCAAAUGUUACCCUGUAGGCCUGAGGAGAUUUCACCCCUCCCAUAUCCAAGAAUCUCCUGAGGAGUCUGCUGAUUCUCCAGAGAGGAGGAGGCGUGUUCUGCUCUCUACUUAUUCUGCUCCAGCACCCAGUCAGUCAGUCAGUCAGUGUCAGAGAGAGAGAGGGAGACUGAGUGUUGGAGAUUGUGUAGAGAUAAGGUUGCUGCUAAGAGCAGCUGCAGACACUCAGUGCAGUGCAGCAUUCAUUUAUGCUUAGACCUAUUUAGCUCUGUAUAUAGUUGUAUAAUAGUUGUAGAUAGAAUAAAGAAGAUAUUCUACAGAGCUGCUCUCCGAGUUGUUUAUAUACUCUACUAGACUCUGCUGUACUCUGCUGUACGACGACUGUCUUCUUGUGGAAGUGAAUCCGGUGCUCACAUCUCUAAGCUGUGAGUCCACAGCACUUUGACCUGUUCCUGUGCAGAAGGUGGUCUCUGGAAGUGCUACCCAGCUCGCCUAGCCCAGUCGGGGCUGAAGUGGAUGAGUCCAGCGGGUGGCACUGGCUCAAGGGCGAUGCUGACAGGGACCACACCUCCUCUCCCCAAGAGAUUUUGCCGAACUGAAAUAUGUCCUUUCAUUUUGCUGUUUUAAAAUGGUAGGAGUCGCUCACAUUCACUGCUCUGGCCCAGAAGCUUGCCCAAGAGGAAAUGCCCUUGGGGAAAAUGUUUCCCAACCUCGACCCAGCCUUUCCAGGGGAAAUAACCUGAGUGCAGAAGCAGAGCUUGGAAUUUCUUUUUCUCUUUAGAUUCCUCAGCCUCUUCCCUGGGCUGCCUUCUGAACUGCUCAGCCAAGCAGCAUGGAAGAGCCAAUGUGCCUGAUCGAGAACAACCCCAAGGAACAGCUGCGGGUCAACCAGGAAGCCCUGAAGAUCUUGCAGAGCAUCCAGCAGCCAGUGGUGGUAGUAGCCAUCGUGGGACUGUACCGCACUGGCAAGUCCUACCUCAUGAACAAGCUGGCAGGAAAGAAGAAAGGUGAGUCUGCAGAAGGAAUAGGUGUUGGUGGGUAGAGACUUUGGGCUGGAUGGGGCCAGCAAGGUACCUUCAGAUGUUACUUCAUUUAGGUAACCGCUUUUUCAGAUAUCGGAGAAUUCCACACUAAGAGGACCAUAUUCUGAGAUUACUGCUGAUCCCCUCGUACCUGAUUCCCUUAUUCCUGUCUCAUUUGAUCCCUAUAGGCUUCUCUCUGGGGGCCACGAUUCAAGCACAAACCAUGGGCAUCUGGAUGUGGUGCCUUCCUCACCCCAAAAAGCCUGACCACACCUUGGUGCUUUUGGACACAGAGGGGCUGGGCGAUGUGGAGAAGGUAAGUUGGAGACACAGAGCAGCUAUUGUUUGGGGGAAGGGCCAUAGCUUAGUGGUAGGGCAGCUGCCUUGCAUGCAGAAGGUCCUAGGUUCAAUCCCCGAUAUCUCCAGGUAGGGCUUGCCGUUUGUGUCUCACGCCUUCAUUGUAUACCUUUAGGCACCAGGCAAAAACAUUCCUUUUCAACUAGGCUUUGGCUGAUUAAUAUUCUACAGCCUUUUAAAAUGUUUGGGGGGGUAUUGUUUCCUUUUCUUUAACUAUUUACUUUUGUUUUUACCUUUUACCCAGAGAUCUUGUGAUGAAGGGUGGUAUAUAAAUCUUAAUUAACAACAACAACUAUACAACAGGAGAACAAGGCUAAUCAGGAGCACUUUAAAAGCUCUCAGGUGAGGAAGCAUGCUCAUAGGAGUAAGGCAAAGGUGAGGGAGUGCGAGCAGAAAGGGAUCAACCAGGCAGAGUUCUUUACUGUGUGUAGGGAUGCAGCCUAGGUGCAGAUCAAGUGUGUAACAGGAUUCUGCACUAAUUACUUACAUCCCACCCUACAGAGCAAUACUGCGAAUGACUCCUGGAUUUUUGCCUUGUCCAUUCUGUUAAGCAGCACCUUUGUAUACAACAGCAUGGGCACCAUUGAUCAAUAUGCUCUGGAGAAACUGCAGUAUCCUUUGUACAAAUGGUGUCAGGCAGUUCACUGCCAGUUUUCCUGCUUUGCAGUCAGAAUAGAUGGUGUGUAGAUGCUUUCGGUAGCAAUGUAGCUGUGUGUGCACGCUGGGAAAUGCCUCUUCGUACAUACAUUUAUUUUCACGAUACUGGAUGGUGCAAUGUAGGUCACAGUUAGUGGGGACACCACACUGGUUUCCACGAAACACACUAAUUGACAAAUUCAAACGAAGAUGAACAAAACUGUGAUAAUAAAUAAGACAGCAAUUUUUAAUCAGUUAGCUGGUUAGAUUUCUUUGGGAGGGAAACAGCAUUAAAAAAAGACACCUCUCCAAUGAGGCAGCAAAAAUCUGUUAAUUCAUUUAAAUUCAAGUCCUAUUGAUUUUUAUCAAUAGAGGGCAGCUGCCUUCUUAAAAGAGUCAUUCUGCCUUCUCACACACACAGAAGUAAUGUCUCUUCUAGUACUGUGUCUGCUAUGUCGCAUGCAUACAUCAUCUGAAAACGAAGGAAUUGUGCUUUUUGAUUUGGAAUUACUGUUUUUAUCUAGAAGCAAGAUUUAUCUAACUGCGUGACAUUUCUAAUAAGGCCCUUAGGAAUAGUGAGGAGGGAUAGAGGAGGAAAGGUGAGGGGUAUUUGAGAGAUUACUGCCCUGUGAAGUGGAAGAGGCAUCGUAAUUUCCUUAGCGUGAUCCCAGGUAUGUGACAGAGCUGACUAAGCGCAUUAAGGUGAAGAGCACACCUGCAAAGGACUCUGAGGGUGAAGAGGGAGAUUCGGGUGACUUUCUCAGGUUCUUCCCAGCUUUCGUCUGGGCUGUGCGUGACUUUUCGUUACUGCUGAAACUGAAUGGGAAACCUAUCACUGAAGACGAAUAUCUGGAGAAUGCCCUGAAGAGGAAGAAAGGUACUGAGAGUCGGAGGGAUCCUAGCCUGGAUGAGUGCCGGAUUUAGGACGGUGUGGGAUGUUCCCCCUCACAGGGGGCCGAGCCAAGGGGGCACAAAAUAAUAGCAACAGCAACAAUAAUAACCUUAUCUGUGAUUCUCUCUCUCUUAGACAACCCAGAGAAGUUGGACCUUGCCAAGAAAUGCAUACGCCAGUAUUUCCCCAGCCGCAAGUGCUUUGUCUUUGACCGCCCGGCCUCAAGGCGAGCUUUAGAGGAACUGGAGGACCUACCUGAAUCUAAACUGAAUCCUGACUUUCUGGAGCAGGUUCAGCAUUUCUGCAGCUAUAUUCAUGAGCAAGCUCAGGCAAAAGUCAUCCAGGGAGGGCACACGGUGACAGGGACAUGUGAGUAGAGGCAAAGGGCGUGGGGUAGAGUGGCUCAUGGGGAAUCCUGGGUGGGGAGGCCGGGGUUUCACCAUGAACUUCAGUAUACAGCCAAAGGGUUUAUGGACUGGAAUACGUUUUUGUUUAUGGACCAGAAUCCUUUUUGGUUGUUUUUUCUGCAAGAGACUAAGGGCCUGUCAACACUUCCACUUGCCCCAGACUUUUGCACAAUUUGUGCUAGACCAUUACCACUUAUUUGAGAGCUUUUUCAUAUAUCCUGAACUAUCUCAUAAUAAUAAUAAUAAUAAUAAUAAUAAUAAUAAUAAUAAAUAAAUAAUAUUUAUACCCUGCCCAUCGGGCUGUGUUUUCCCAGCCACUCUGGGCCGCUUACAUUAGUUCAUCAUUUAUCCAUUUUUACUCAUAUCAUAUCCAAUCACAUUAAUAACUUAUUAAACCAUAUUUCUCUCCCUUCCUACCCCUUGCAGCACUGGGGCUUCUGGUGGUGACCUAUGUGGAUGCCAUCUGCAGUGGCUCCAUACCCUGCAUAGAGAACGCGGUGGUAGCCUUGGCGCAGAUUGAGAACACAGCUGCUGUGCAUGAUGCCAUUACAUACUAUGAAGCAGAGAUAGAGAAACACUUGAAGCUGCCCACCGAGACUAUCGAGGAGCUGCUGGAAGUGCAUGCCCAAUACGAGAAGGAGGCCAUUAAAGUGUUCUUGGCACGAGCCUUCAAGGAUGUCAAUCACGAGUACCAGAAGGAACUUGGGGUAUGGGGAUUAACUCACCAGUGAGCAUGAGAUAGGGGGCUCUCCAUAUCUGAUAUAGGGAAAACUAGGAAGGAUUUUGUGUUGGAUGGAAAGUUGGAUACUCAGAAAUAGGAGGUUCCUUUCUAUGGGGCAAUGUAUUCAUUCCUGUCCUAGUUCAGAGACUGAGUAGCCAAGAUGUCAAGGGAUGAGAUCCGGCUCCUUAGCAAGGUUGUGUUGGCCAUUGAUUGGAUGCCAUUGGAAAGUUUAGGGAAGUUUUUAAUAUUUAAUGCUGUAUUGUUUUUAACACUUGAUUGGGAGCUGCCCAGAGUGGCUGGGGAAACUCAGCCAGAUGGGUGGGGUAUAAAUAAAUUAUUAUUAUUAUAGUUGAGAUGAGCUAAGAUGCCCCCAGGAACACGGAACAUCUGGCAACCACUUGGUUUUGUUGGGAUGAAAAAGUAACCCUGUUCCCAAGGGAGGUGUUUAGAAUGAGGAACUAACUGUGGGAGGACCAGUUUGAGGAAAGGACAGAGGGUAGUAGGUGGGCCACCUUUUUCAGGCAAAGUAGACUUACAGCAGGUAUCCACACUUACCUUUUGCCUUGCUCUUUCUGAGCUUUAAAACAUGGAUUGUGCCUGGAAAGAGCGGAGGAAAGGUAAAUGUGAAUAAGCCCUAGGUCUUUUAGCCCUUUUUUGCAUCUCUUCUCCUGGGUUGACAAAUGGGAAGCCAGUUGGCACUCAGCAGAAUGGACUUUCUGAUCUGUAUCUAAGAGUCAUUUUCUCUCAUGGAUUUCAAGGGCAUUGCAGCCUUCCUCCUGGGUCUCCACGUGCAAGAUGCAAGCAGCUUUUUACCUUUCCCUGCUCAGUGCUAUUUAUGAUAAAUCUAAAAAGCAGAGUUAGGGGCAUUCUGGGUGCCAACUUGCUUAUUUGUUUGAUGGUGCUGGGAGAGUAAGCAGAACAACAGCUAACUUUCAGAAUAAGGUCCUUUUAUUUCAUACACUGAAUCACACUUUGGAACCAUGUUAUCCGUUGCUUCCCCUUUGCACUGGUCCACUGGGGAUAGUGCCUGCAACAAGAGGGAGCCCUGAAAUCCCUGGAAUAAGGAAUAUAGGACUGUUCUCUAUUAGGAAGCACCAUUUGCCUCUCACCCUGUGCCCCCUUCUCUCUUCCCCUCCACUCUUCCCUCUUUCCUCCAGACCCAGCUGCAUGCCAAGCUUCUCGAGUUGUGUUCUCGCAAUGAGCAGGCAUCAUCAGAUCGCUGCCAGGCUGUGCUUACACAGCUGUUCCAGGACCUGGAAGAGGAGAUUGGCAAGGGGAGCUAUUCUGUGGCUGGGGGCUACCAGCGCUUUCUGGAUGACCAGAAGGAAAAGGUGGAUCAGUAUUACCUGGUGCCUGGGAAAGGACUCAUGGUGAGUCAGACUUGUAGGCACAGCAACAGGAGGGAUAAGAGGACAUGCAACACACCCACAAACCACGUUUAGCUUCCCCCAGGGAUAGAUACUCUCCUUAUAACUAUUUUACUGUUCCUUUGCUAUAAUAGGUUUCUCCAGAGCUGUCGCUCCAUUCCCAGUCAGCAGCCCUGUCAGCAUUACUGUAAGAGACACUGUGGUGCAAUGGUUAGAGUGCUGAUCUAGGAUCUGGGAGACCAGGGUUCAUAUCCCUACUUCAGCAACAAACCCGCUGGGUGAUCCUGGCCCAGUCACUGCUUCUUUGCUAUCUUGCCUCACAGCUUUGUUGCAAGCAUAAAAUAGGGCGAGAGCCAGGCACACCACCUUCAGCUCUUUGGAAGAAAGGUGGGAUAUAAAUGUAACCCCUGCCUCACUCCCCUGCCUUGCCCGCUCCCUGCUCAGCCCGAUAACCACAUUUCUCCCAGUGCAGUUCUGAUCCUGAAGUGAAUCAGGGUGGGAGAAGAUUUCUUUAAAGGAUAGUACACCUUGGGGUAAAGCAGAGGAGGAAAUUACUUUUUAGAUAAAUUACAUUUUGCUUUAAUUGAUUAAUUAGGUAAUACCCUGCCUUUUCUUCAAGUAACAGAAGGCAGUGUGAGUUGUGUUCUCCCAACCUUUCUCUUACAGCAACCCUGUGGGGUAGGCUAGGGAGAGAAAGAGAGAGAGACUCCAAGAUCUCUUCAUGGCUGUGGGGGGGACUUGGACCUGGGUCUCCACAGUCUUAGUCAUACACUUAAAGUAAUACACCUCACUGUCUCUCUCUCAAACCCAGCUCAGCUCCAGAUGUGAUUGGGCCAUUAAUCUAGAUAAAGUACGAAUGGCUACUCUGCCAUAUCUAGACUGGCCUUCAGGUUUUUGCAGUGUCUUCUUCACUGCAUAUAGCUUUGCAUGCAAGCACAAAGCCAAAAAAUUUGCCUCACUCUACCCCUCUUCUCCCCUUUAGGCUUCCCAGGCCCUGCAAGACUUCCUGAAAUCCAAGGAGGCAGCAGCCCAAUCCAUUUUGCAGGCUGACCGGACCCUCACGGACAAACAGAAGGAGGUUGAAGGUGAGCCCCAGUUCAGAGGCCUCCUCCACAGACAGACCUUACAGACCCAUAACAAUCUUGGCUGGGAUAGUUUUAGCCUCCUCCGUCAGAGGUGGGAGUCCCCACUUCCUAUCACUUUUGUUAGUUCCUGAUUCCUACCAAUUCCCAGGCCUCUGAAUGAAAGCCAAACUAGGAACAUCUUGGAGGGUACAAUGAUCAGACCUGCCAUUUAAUAAUAAUAAUAAAAAAAUUGUAAUGGCCACUGUGGAGUGGUGACUUUGACUGAGACCACAGGAUGGGAGAGGAAAAUGUUGCUGGGAAGAUUCUUGUCAACUCAUUAAGGGAAGUGGGAAAGGCCCACUAGACUGAAGUUCAUUAAAAUAACAAUGUGACUUCCAAUGAUAUGAUAAUUUAUUAAAACUUGUUUUUUUAUAUUAAAAAUCCCUGAUACUGAGCUGUCACAGUAGCCCAGCUGAAAUGUGAUGCAGCAAAAAAAGAACUGAUGGUGCUGUAUACUGUUAAAUACUGUCACAACAACAACAACAACAACAACAAAUUAAUAAUGAUUAUGCUACAUGCACACCACUCAUGUAAAACACAUUCCCUUCCCUAAGAAUCCUGGGAACUUAGUUUGUGAAAGGUGCUGGGAAUUGUAGGUCUGUGAAAGGUAAACUAAAGUUCCCAGAAUUCUUUAGAGGAAGCUGUGUUUUUAAAUUUGAUUUCAGUGUAUGUACACAACCUCCAAAUACGCUAAUGCAGCCUUUGCCAACCUGUGUCUUAAUGUACAAUUAGCAUUCACCAUCUCUCUUUCCCUCUAGUGGAGCGAGUCAAGGCUGAAGCCUCUGCCCGGGAAGCAGAGUUGCAUGAGAAGAUGAAAGAUGAGGCUGUCCGGAGGGCCCAGCAGCAGGAAAAGAGUUUUGAGGAGCACAAAAGGCAGCUAGAAACAAAAAUGGAGGAGGACAGGAGGAAGCUACUGGCAGAGCAUGAGAUGGUGAUGAAUGCAAAGCUCCAGGUAACAAUAUCCUUAGUAGUGUAAGCCUGAUCAUUUAUGCAGUCCUACCAGCUUUCACUAAAGAGGCCAGAGUCGAAGAAGGAGGAGGAGGAGGAGUUUGAAUUUGAUAUCCCUCUUUAUCACUACCCGAAGGAGUCUCAAACAAUCUCCUCCCCCUUCCUCCCCCACAACAAACACUCUGUGAGGUGAGUGAGGCUGAGAGAUGUCAGAGAAGUGUGACUAGCCCAAGGUCACCCAGCAGCUGCAUGUGGAGGAGCGGAGACGCGAACCCAUUUCACCAGAGUAUACGCUCUUAACCACUACACCACACUGGCUCUCUAUAAGACACUAUAUAUGUAUGCAAUUUCUAUGCAUGUAUUUUUACCCCACUCUUUAGCCAAAGAAGGCCUCCUGAGCAGCUCACAGCAAACAGUAAUAAGCAUUCAGGCUUACAAUCUAAAAGAUACAGCACAAAAAGAAAAGGGAUUGGGAGGGAGGACCAAAAAAGCAACCCCAGGCACUACUUCUUAGUCACAAUGUUCUUUUGAGUCUUCUUUCUGGCAGACUAGAAGGAAGCAAGCUUCCUCUUCCUGCUGCUGCUGCCGCCUCUUUGGAUGAUGAAUGGAGUCUGGUUUGUCUCUCUUGCCAUUGUUAUUUUAUCUGGGGACUUGUGACCAUUGGGGAGCUCUACAACAUACAUCCUUCAGGAAUCACAGGGCCAGUUUGUGCAAGAUGGCACCAUUCUAGCUGAGGAUGCCUGUGUCAUCUUGAGAUAGUCUUCAGGGACCUAACAUUAGGGGGGGAAAGCAGUUGGAUUGGGGGCAUAUGGAGAAGGGAGGAGGAAGCAAUUGCUCACCUGUCUCAAUUCAACACCUGAAUUGGCCUAGCUCUGUCCCCGUCUCUUAUUGCAGUCUCCAGCUUUGCUCUGUGAUCAACUGGCAUUGACUUUAUUCUUUAUCCCUGCCAUUCCUUAGGAGCAGAGGCGGCUUCAGGAAGAAGGGUUCAACCAAGAAGUCAACAGGCUUCAGGGCGAGAUCCAGCGCUUGCACUCUGCGAUGAGUCAACAGCCGGAUGAGGGCCCUGGAUUCUGUGUGAUUCUUUGAAGCUGCUGGCAUUUCCAAAAGGCCCUAAAUGGAUGAGGAAUGGGAUGGAGAGGAGAGAUCUACUUUGUAUCUGGGCUCACUGAGUAGAUAUCUUUGGUGUGACUUUUUGUGUGUAUAUGAGAAAAAUGAUGGCAUAUAAAGACAAAAUGGGUGAAAUUAAACAAGAAGGAAAAUCUGAUAGUUGAUUGUAUUCUGUUGGUAUAAUAGGGUUCAUGCCUUGUAACCUUGUCUUAACUAUUAUGUUUAUGUUGCAAAUAGUUCUAGCUGCUGCAUUGCAAGUAUUCAUAUAACUAUGGUUUAUUUAUUUUGGUUUUAUUUUAUGUCUGUAUUUCUUCGACAGUGAUUUAUAAUUGUAUAUGGACCAUGUAUAUUGCCACUAGAUCAUGUUUAAUAACAGUGAAUUUUGCAGAACCUUAUAUAACAGUUUUUGGACAAUAAAUAAAUUGGAAUCUGCCAUGGGUAGAGGCUUCUCUGUAAAGGUAAAAAGUCUCCAGCUUGAAACAAUCUAAAGGCAAGACAGUAUGUGAAAAGUUUAUUGGGCUUGGAUGUGGGGAAAUUGUGCUCAGCUAUGAAGCUUUCAUGGAUGGGUUUUAGGAAGGGUGGAGGGAAUCGCCCCCAUAUACAUUUCAGAUGACAUUAUUCAUUAGAAGCACCUUUAUCUCAGGCAAAUCUGCUGCAUCUUUGUAUUGACUGGCUUUUGUGAACAAUUACAUUUCUCCAAAGUUCUUGAUUGCCAUUAGUCAUAUGCAAACCACACCAAAUAUGGACAUCAUAUUUUCUCCAGGGGAAUCGGACUUCUGCUGCUUCUCUCUCAUACACAAACACACCUUUGCUGCUGGAGAGCACACUUCAGCUGUGAAUAUUUGCAGGUUUCCCAUCAUCUCACUGACUGCUAAAAAGGUGAUCUGGAGCCAUGCUGUUCCUUGUUUUUCAGACAAUUAACAUUUCCACACUAAGGUCUGCCAGUGUCGUCCAGACAUGGCUGUUCUAUGGUCAGCUAGAAGCAGAAUUAUAAAUGUCCACAUCAGCAAAUGUGACUUGAUAUUGCAGAAGAAAUUUUGACCCCAAGGCCUCAGUCCUGGUCUGUGACCGCCAGUUUU
Molecule: messenger RNA, 12001 nt
Organism: Podarcis lilfordi (Lilford's wall lizard)
Lineage: Eukaryota; Metazoa; Chordata; Lepidosauria; Squamata; Lacertidae
Source: the annotation of a GenBank genome assembly